Acanthisitta chloris (rifleman) is the source of this 3435-nucleotide messenger RNA. It is a transcript of the gene CEP135, whose product is annotated as centrosomal protein 135kDa. Bases 1 to 3435 code for a protein of 1144 amino acids. The transcript is spliced from 25 exons. The record is from RefSeq and is a predicted model, not a curated record. NCBI's taxonomy places the organism in Eukaryota, Metazoa, Chordata, Aves, Passeriformes, Acanthisittidae.
AUGGGGACAAAUGCAGAGCGAAGGUUCGUUAACCUCAGGAAACGUCUAGAUCAGCUGGGCUAUCGACAACCGUUGGGAGUGGAGAGUUUACCUUUGGUGGAAAAGCUUUUUAGUGACCUAGUUCAUACAACCGAGAGCUUGCGCAGUGCAAAGUUGUCUGCUGGAAAAACUGAAAAAGAAUGCAGCAAUUAUGAUACUAUUUUGGAACCUUAUAAAACAGAGAAUGCUAAACUUACCAGGGAAAAUAAUGAACUACAUUUAGAAAUUUUAAAACUGAAAGAGCAGUCUGAUCGUUAUAUGAAAGAUUUGAAAGCCUCCUUAAGGAGGGCUGAACAUGAUACAUCUGACUUGAAAUUUCUGAAUAACCAAUAUGUGCAUAAAAUUAAAAUGCUGGAAAAAGAGAACAAGACCAAGACUGAAAAAAUUCAGCAGCUUCAGGAGAAGAAUCUGCAAGCAGUGGUGCAAACACCUGGUGGCAGAAAAAGAAGUAUUCCCUUCAGGCGUCAGCGCAUGCAGAUAGACCAGCUCGUCCCCCCAUCAGGUGUCAGUGCCUACCCAGUUCCUCAGUCAGAGGAUCCUUAUGUCGCAGACCUUCUUCAGGUGGCUGAUAAUAGAAUUCAUGAACUUCAGUCAGAAGUAACAGAACUACAGGAAAAACUGGAGAGAGCUGAAUGUGGAAUGAAAAAUUAUAGCAAACAAGUUGAGCUCAGAGACAAAGAAAUCGAGCGCCUGAUGCUAGCGUUGGAUGGUGGCCGUUCCCAUGAGGUUCUCUCUCUGGAGUCAAGAAGUAAAAGUAAUGAGAAGCUUAUUGCCCAUUUGAAUUGGCAGGUUGAGUAUCUUCAGCAAAAGAACAAAGAACUUGAAAAUCGCGUUCAAGACCUCCUGGACGCUAAACAAAAUGUGACUAGUGAGGUAGUGCAUUUAACCAAUAAAAAUGAAGAGCUGUGUCAAGAACUGAAUGAAAUAGACCACUUGGCACAGCAGUUGGAAAGACACAAGGAAAUAGUGCUUGAGACUGCAGAUAAGGAAUUAGAAGAAGCAAAGAAAGAAAUUGAAAGAAAACAGAGUGAAAUACAGGAUCUACAAGAAACAAUAACAAGGCUUAAAUCAGAUUUGAGCUCUUGUCGUAGGGAAAAUAAGAGACUGAAUGAAGAACUGUUUGGAAAAACAGACGAUAAAGAGAAUCUUGACCUGUUGUUAAACCAGCUUCAACGAGAGAAGAAAAGACUGACAGAAAAAACAGAGAACUUAGAAACAAGAGAACGAGACCUUGUCCUGGAAGUAGAGAGAAUGAGAUUACAAUAUGGUAUAGCCCAAGGAGACAAAACUCCAUCUCGUCUAGAUGCAUUUGUAAAGACUUUAGAAGAUGACAGAGAUUAUUACAAGCGAGAAUUAGAAUAUCUUCAGAAAAUGGUAAAACGAAGGUCUAGCCCAAGCCGCAGGAUUCUGGAGAAGAGUGAAGAGCUUAGAUUAAUGACCAGAGAAAGAGAUGAGCUACGGUCUGUGUUAGACGGAUUUGAAGAACACAUGCUAGAAAUUCAGUCCAGUGUCAAAUUAUUGACUGCAGAAAGAGAUAAAUUAAAUGUUCUUUAUGGGCAGUCUCAGGAUGAAUUGAACAGGAUGAAAAGAGAAGCCAAACAUAACAUAGUUUCUCAAAGUCACGUGGAAGAAGAAAGAGACUUUGCAUUGACUGAUGUUAGAAGACUAAUGGCAGAAAAAGAAAGCCUAAGAGAAAAGUUAAAGAUUCAGCAAGAAGCAGCUAACCUUGAAAAAUCAAAGAUGCAGCAUGAUAUUUCAAAACUGGAGAAAGAAUUUGAGAUGGAAAGGUGUGAACUAGAGACUACAGUCUCCAUCCUGAAAGAAAGAAUAAACUAUUUGGAAAGUGAAUUAAAAUUGAAGUCCAGUAAACUUAUCCAGACUUCUGAUGAUUCUUCUGAAUUUAAAGCUGAGAUUUGCUCACUUCAGCUCUUAAAUGACCAACUCCAGAGGUCUGUUGAAGAUUUACAGCACAGAUUGUCCCUCAAAAAGGAUGAACUUCAGUCAGCUCAAGAAGAAAUUGUCACGCUACAGGAGAAAAUAGAUAGGUUAAACCAGAGGAGCACUUCACAGGAUGAAGCAGUCAAAGUGCUUAGAAGUACUAUUACUGUUUUGGACAAAGAAAAGGACAAUCUUCAAGAAACUGUAGAUGAAAAAACAGAAAGAAUUGCAUGCUUAGAUGACAACAUAGCUAACAAGGAGAAAACAAUUACUCAUUUACGUCUAACUCUCUCUGAGCUGGAGUCCUCAACAGACCAUAUGAAGGACAUGCUGAGCAAGAGAGACCGUGAGAUAUCUAGCUUACAUUGCCAGCUUGAUGCAUCCCAAGUAGAGCUUGCAGAAAUAGGAAGAGUAAAGGAAAUAGCCCUGAAAGAAAACAGACGACUGCAAGAUGACUUAGCUACAAUGGCCAGAGAAAACCAGGCCAUCACUACUGAGCUUGAAGAUGCAUUACGUGAAAAAGAAGAAAUGAAAACCAGAGUUCAUAAUUAUAUAACUGAAGUUUCCAGAUUUGAGUCCUUGAUGGCUUCAAAGGAACAAGAAAACCAAGAAUUGUUAGAGAAGUUCCAAAUGCUCCAUACACAAGCUGAAGACUGGGAAAUGAAGGCUCACCAGGCUGAAGGAGAAAGCAGCUCCAUACGACUCGAACUCCUUUCAGUAGACACAGAUCGGAGACAUCUUCGGGAGAGAGUAGAACUUCUGGAGAAAGAGAUUCAGGAGCACAUCGUUGCACAUCAAGUAUAUGAAUCUCAGAUCUCCUCCAUUACGAAAAAUAUGUCCAAAUUGGAAGAGGAUCUUAAACGUGAAAAUCAGGAUAAAGCUUCUGUGCUGGCAGACCUGACUUCUUUCAGGGAGCUCUGUGUGAAACUUGAGUCUGACAAGGAACUUUUAUCUCGACAGCUGACAUCCAAAAGCAUGGAUUAUGAAAGGGUUCUAGGUGAAUUAGAAGAUAUAAAAUCAGAAGUGGAGUUGCUGAAAAAGCAGUUAUCCAGUGAGAGACAGACAGUUCAGAACCUUGAAAUGUUGCUGGCUACUAGUAGAGACAAAGAAUUUCAGAACCAUUUAACAUCCCAAGAGAAAGAUACCGAAAUCCAGUUACUGAGGGACAAGCUAACACUUGCUGAGAGCAAACUAAGCAGCCAUACUAGAGAGGUUUCCAUACUUCGAAGUAAAGUUGCACAGCUGCAGACAGACUCUGAUGUUUUGAAGAGACAACUGACAACUGAGCGAUUUGAACGAGAACGUGCAAUUCAGGAAAUGCGCCGACAUGGUCUCUCUACAUCAUCCUUACGUGCUUCACCUACUCUCAGUUCGACCUUAAGGUCUCCCUCGCGUUCUCCAGAACGUAGGACAACUGAUCAAGCAGCAGCUGAAAAAAAUGUGAGCUUCAAGGAAUAA